CUCCCCGCAGGCCGCGGCUCCGCGGGGCCGCCCUGCCGGGGCGCGGCGGCUCCUUCCGCCGGGAGCGGCGCCGGGCGGCGGGAGGCAGAUAUGGCCAUGCCCAGUUCCCUUUUGUGGGCUGUUGACAUUUUUGGGAGGGUUUACACUCUCUCCACUGUUGGCCAGUACUGGGAGCUGUGUAAGGACACACAGCUGGAAUUCAAACGGGUCUCUGCUGUCAAACAGUGCUGCUGGGGAAUAGCCUGUGACCAUCAGGUGUACACCUACGUGUUCUCAGGAGAUGUUCCCAUCAGAUACCAGGAGGAAACCUAUGAGAACCAGCGCUGGAAUCCAGUUGGUGGCUUUUGUGAGAAAUUACUGCCCAGUGACCGCUGGCAGUGGAGUGAUGUGAGCGGGCUAAAACACCAGCAGCUUGAUAGUUUCACACUGCCUUCACCACACUGGGAGUGGGAGUCUGACUGGUAUGUGGAUGAAAAUAUUGGAGGGGAACCAACAGAGAAAGGGGGCUGGACCUAUGCCAUAGACUUCCCCAGCACCUACACAAAGGAUAAGAGAUGGAAUUCUUGUGUCAGACGCAGGAGAUGGAUCAGAUACAGGAGAUACAAAUCACGGGACGUUUGGGCGAAGAUUGUGUCCCAUGAUGAACCAGACCAGCUGCCAGACCCUUUCAAUGACAUCUCUAUUGGAGGAUGGGAGAUCACGGACGAGCCUCUCGGCCGCCUGUCAGUGUGGGCAGUUUCUUUGCAAGGAAGGGUAUGGUACAGAGAAAAUGUCUGCCAUCACAAUCCAGAAGGUUCCACGUGGUCCUUAGUCACCACUCCUGGUGAAGUUGUACAGAUCAGCUGUGGCCCCUAUGACCUCCUUUGGGCAACUCUCUGGGAAGGGCAAGCUAUUGUGAGAGAAGGAAUUGAUAGGAAUAAUCCUCAAGGAAUUUCCUGGAGUACUGUGGAGUCUCCAAGCUCUGAAAAUGGGAUCAUGCAUGUCUCCGUGGGUGUUGAUGUGGUGUGGUGUGUUACAAAGGAUAGAAAAGUGUGGUUUAGAAGAGGAGUGAACUCACAUAAUCCUUGUGGGACAAGUUGGAUUGAAAUGGUUGGAGAAAUGAUGAUGGUAACCGUGGGCUUAAACAACCAGGUCUGGGGAAUCGGCUGCGAUGACAGAGCGAUUUAUUUUCGUCAAGGAGUCACACCAAGUGAGCUCAGUGGGAAGACGUGGAAGGCAAUUGUGUCUGGCAGAGAGAGUGACAGAUCUCAGACUGGGAGCUCAACAAGUCUGCUCAGUGCUGGCUGUUUCUUUACUGAUGAUAUUCAGAACCAAACAAGCGCGGUCAUUCAGGGUGAUGCAGAUCCUUCCUCUGAUACAGAGCUCCCCGGCGUGCCCUCGAGCCCUGCCAGCACUGCCCUGCUGGGAGCUGCAGCUGCUGGGAAUGGCCCAGCCAGCCAGGCUGAAACAUCUGCACAGCUGCCUGUGGAUCCUCUGCACUCUGAGCAAGGAGAAGCCACUGCUGUUUCAGCUAGUAAUGAGAAAGAUAACCUUGAAAUGAAUAAAUCUCCUGGAAACCCAAAUCCUUCUGCAGAACUGCAGUGGAUAAAUAUUGACUUGAAGGAGGCUCAGAAGCAUCCAGUGCUCUCCGUCAGCAGCUUUGCAGACACAUCCAGCCUCUCUUCCCUGGGCGUGUUCUCGGUGGGAGCUGAAGAGCAGUACGGAGCCGAUGAGCACCCUCUGUGGGCCUGGGUGUCUGGGGGAGGCUGUCUGGUAGAUCUGCACAGCCCACUCAAGUGGUUCACUGCUCCAUCAGGUUUGUCAUCAUCUGUGCAGUCUCUCUCCCUGUCCAUCACUCCUGCACAGACAGCAGCAUGGAGGAAGCAGAUUUUUCAGCAGCUCAGUGAAAGGACAAAGCGGGAACUGGAGAAUUUCAGGCACUAUGAGCAGGCUAUUGAGCAGUCGGUUUGGGUUAAAACUGGAGCUUUGCAGUGGUGGAGGAACUGGAAGCCUCAUAAGUGGAUGGACGUUCGAGUUGCACUGGAGCAGUUCACUGGGAGCGAUGGGAUGCGCGACAGCAUCUUGUUCAUCUAUUACAUGUACCAUGAGGAGAAAAAGUACAUCCAUGUGUUCCUGAAUGAAGUGACCAUUAUAGUUGAAGUGCUGAAUGAAGCCAAGCACUCCUUUGCACUCUACACACCUGAGAGGACGAAGCAGCGAUGGCCAAUCCGCCUGGCAGCCGCAACAGAGCAAGAAAUGCAUGACUGGCUGUCUUUGCUGAACAUGUCUUGCUGUGAAAGCAGACGGAUUCAAGGCCCUCCUUCUCACCAUGCCAUUUGGUCAGUUACUUGUAAAGGAGACAUCUUUGUUAGUGAGCCAAGUCCUGAGCUGGAGGCCGGACCCCAGCUGAUGCCGUGUGAUCAAAUGUUCUGGCGGCAGGUGGGAGGUCACCUCCGGCUGAUCGAGAGCAACAGCCGGGGCGUGGUGUGGGGCGUCGGCUACGACCACACAGCCUGGGUUUACACUGGUGGAUAUGGAGGUGGCUUCAUCCAAGGACUGGCCAGUAGUGCUGAUAACAUAUAUACACAGUCAGAUGUGAAAUGUGUUUACAUCUAUGAGAACCAACGGUGGAACCCUGUCACUGGAUACAGCAGCAGAGGUCUGCCCACAGAUAGAUACAUGUGGAGUGAUGCCUCUGGCCUGCAGGAAUGCACAAAGACCAACACCAAGCCUCCUUCUCCACAGUGGUCUUGGGUCUCGGAUUGGUACAUUGACUUCAGCCCAGCAGGCGGCACAGACCGGGAGGGCUGGCAGUAUGCAGCUGACUUCCCAGCGUCCUACCAUGGCCACAAGACAAUGAAAGACUUUGUCCGACGGAGGCGCUGGGCAAGAAAAUGUAAGAUAGUCACCAACGGGCCAUGGCUGGAAGUGCCUCCUGUUACCCUGUGGGACAUCUCCAUUAUUCCCAGUUCAGAUGCAGAUGAUGAAGAAGCAGUAGCACUGUGGGCAAUCAGUGACAAAGGAGAUGUGCUCUGCAGGCUUGGAGUGACACAGCAAAAUCCAGCUGGAACAUCCUGGCUGCAUGUGGGAACAGAUCAGCCCUUCAUUUCCAUCUCCAUUGGAGCAUUUUACCAAGUGUGGGCUAUUGCUAGAGAUGGUUCUGCCUUCUACCGGGGUUCAGUGUCUCCAAACAAACCUGCAGGUGACUGUUGGUACCAUAUCCCUUCACCUCAAAAACAGAAGUUAAAGCAAGUCUCAGUAGGACGAACAUCUGUGUUUGUCUUGGAUAAAAAUGGCAAUCUUUGGUACAGGCAGGGUAUCACACCCAGCUACCCUCAAGGAUCAACGUGGGAUCAUGUAUCAAAUAAUAUCCGUAAAAUGUCUGUAGGGCCCCUGGACCAGGUGUGGGUGAUAGCUGACAAAGUGCAGGGCAGUCACAGUCUGAGCUGUGGGACCGUCUGCCACCGGACUGGUGUCCAGCCCCUGGAACCUAAGGGCCUCUCCUGGGAUUAUGGUAUUGGGGGUGGGUGGGAGCACAUUACAGUCAGAGGAAAUGCAACAGAAGCAGCUCGGGGUGCCGUGCCUGACACCGCUGCGGAAAACCCAGCAACAUCGAAGGAGGGAGAAGAUGAGAGUAAAGGGAAAACAGAACACUCUAAGACCCCUCUGAUGGUCAGUGAAAGUCAAGAAUUGGACAGAUAUUCUGUUAACUGUUAGAUUGUUGCCAUCUAUGUGUUGCUAACAAGCAGCAGGCAAUAGUUUAAAAAGAAAGAAAUGUCUACUGCUUGGAGAGAGAAACAUGACAUUUUUGUGCUACUAAUAUGUUUGACUGAACUGGACUUUGCAAUGGGGUAUUUUAAAUACUGAAUCCUUCUAAUUCAUCUUGUGUAAAAUGUGACUUGAUAGAUUUCAUAGUUUUGUCAAAGCAGGCAAGGUUUUUAACCAGUGUAUUUCUGACCUUUUACCAUAGCUGCUACACACCAUACAAAUGUGAAUAUUUGCACCAAUGAUCACUGCAUUUACUUCUUCUUUUUAUGCUCCCUACAUUUCUCUCAUAUUCACACAUCUUGCACACUGUCUUUGAGAUUCAUCUCUGAGUACAGAUGAUGUUUCAAUUUGAAUCAACUGCAGGCAAACACAGCUGGUUCUGUUUGUGGAGCCCUUAGACAUGCACAGAGCUCUGUUCAUGGGAAGGGCUCCGUGUGUAAGGGUGGACUUGGGUCAGGCUGUUCUUACUCCCAUCAGCAAAAUCAAAUUCUGUACAACUCUGCUUAGGCUGCAGUUACCAGGCAGUGCCCAUUUUUGUUGUCUUUGCUCACAGUGAGCAAUGGGUUAAUCAGGCAGCAGAACCCCUGGUUUCAGGGAGCCACAGUCCUGGUCAGUCAGGCUCAGCGAUGUCUCGCUCUGAACUGUCACUGCAAGUGCUGGGAAAUCGUGUUCUGCCUUCAGCUGAACUGAAACUGGGAUAACUGAGGUACACAUAUGCCUAUGUAAGGAGGCUGGAAGGCACCAGACUCUGCAGGUGUUCAAGAUCACUGCAAAUUAUGCUUUCAUACUGUAGAAGUCAAGGGAAGGUCUUAAAUUCUGACUUUACAGUGGUAGGAAUGUAGGACUGAUAGCAGUAGAGUUUGCCAGUGUACACUGAUGGCAGUUCAGAAUGAAGCUCUGCUCUUCAUUUUGAGUAAGUGAUUUAUUUAUUCAUCCCUUUUUCCAAUGUGAAACCACUUUCUAUUCUCAAAAAAAGUUUUCCUGACUUACUUAUCAUAAUUGGACACUUUACAUUCAUUUCUUCUCUCUGUGUGUGACUGUAUAUGAAGCUAUUUUUAUAUGAUGAGCAGUUUGGUGUGGUCUCAGUACUGUAUUUGUAGAAGUAAAACUUACGUUUGCACGUAUUUAAGGAAUAUAUUUGGUAUUUAAUGCCAAGGAAAACACUGUUUCCAAGUCCAAAUGUGAAUGAAGAUUGAAGAUGCUUUACUGUUAAAGAAAGAACCUGUUGAUCUUUCCAAUAUGUCAUUAAAUUUCUGGUUUAUACAUACAUUGUGGGAGAACCAUAAAUAAUGUGUUGCAUUAAUUCCCAUAAUAGGUUUUGCAUAACUUGCACAGUAUCUUGUUCAAAUAAAUAACGUUAUUACUUGUAUUUUUAGAGAAUUAUUAGGAUUGUAUUUUUCUCUGCAUUGUAUCAAGAUUUUUCCUUUUAAUAGUCAGUGUUUACAUCUUCAACAAUCAACCUGAUUGCAUACAAUAAGCUUUAUAAUGUACCUUUGCAUUUUUCCCUACAUUGCCAAGUUUCACUUACUUUACUGUAAAAAGCUGGGUUUAAGUAAAAAAAAAAAAGUUUUAAGUUGUUUAUGUUUGAGUACUAAGUAUUUGCCUUCUAAAUAUUAUUCAGAAAAUUUAUUUCAUUAAAAAUUAUAAUGUCAUUGUUGUGGCUAGUUAAAAUAUGAAAAAGUGACUUUAAACUGAAGCAAUUUUGAAAAAUAAAAGUAAUUUAUCAG
Molecule: messenger RNA, 5474 nt
Organism: Pseudopodoces humilis (Tibetan ground-tit)
Lineage: Eukaryota; Metazoa; Chordata; Aves; Passeriformes; Paridae
Gene: TECPR1
Product: tectonin beta-propeller repeat containing 1
Biological process (GO): autophagosome maturation
Cellular component (GO): autophagosome membrane; lysosomal membrane
Molecular function (GO): phosphatidylinositol-3-phosphate binding
Source: RefSeq, a predicted model, not a curated record